AUGCUUCGUUCGUGUGCGCAAUCAAUGGUGAGGCUUUCAGCUGCUCGUUCCACACCUCGUCUUUUCCUAAGAGCUCAAUCGACAAACGCUUUGAAUAACGCUCAGAUUCCUUUCACCUUCUCAAAAUCCGGUCCAUCAGCCGUCAAAUACACCAGUCAGCACGAAUGGAUCGCUGCUCACCAAGAUGGCACCGCUUUUGUCGGUAUCACUAAAUACGCAGCAGAUGCUCUGGGCGAUGCCACGUACGUGGAACUACCCGAAAUCGAUACCGAGCUCGAGGCCGGCGACUCUUUGGGGUCUUUGGAGUCCGUAAAGUCAGCAUCGGAAAUAUACUCGCCAGUGGCUGGUACCGUGAUCGAGGUCAACGAGUCGUUGAACGACUCCCCACAGCUCAUCAAUGAGGACCCAACGGGUGAGGCCUGGAUCGCCAAACUCAAGGUCAACAAUCUCGAAGAUUUGCAAAACGAAGACCUCAUGUCGCUAGCACAAUACGAGGAGUCUCUCAAGGAAGACCAUUAG
Molecule: messenger RNA, 519 nt
Organism: Lachancea sp. 'fantastica'
Lineage: Eukaryota; Fungi; Ascomycota; Saccharomycetes; Saccharomycetales; Saccharomycetaceae
Source: the annotation of a GenBank genome assembly